GAAUAAUGUUGUUGGGGCCCCAAAGUGUCAAAAUUGUGUCAGUCUCUGUCAGUGUCAAAAAAAUGUAAGUCUCUCAAAAUGUUGAACAACACGAAAACCGACCACUCAAAAUCGAUUUUCUCCUACAACGUGUAUCGCACCAAUAACCAUCAAGCCCGUCCCAAUCUCCGCCCACCUCCCACUUUCAAGUCCUCCUCUCUCUCCUCCACCCUCUCCAAAGACCCUGAAAUCCUCUACUUCAACGAGAAGAUUCUCCGUCGAAAAACCAAGAAUCAGAAAGUGAUUGAAUGUAGUACCCAAACGAGUAAAACAAUCCUACAGUUGGCACAACUGGAAACCAUCAAAAACGGUACUUUUAUCACGCCCUUCCCACAUUUUGAAACUCCGCCUCAAGACGGCCCACUUAACCUAUCCCUGCAUGUGACUCCGCCUCUCAUGUCACCCGAUAGUCUCGCCGCCAGUCCUCGUAACGUCUCGAUGCUCAAUUGUCCGUAUUCGGUGACCAAUCGGCUCUCAGAUUACACACUUGAUGGUUCGUGUACCGAACAUGAUUUGAAGAAAAACUCAGAAGUGCGCAGCCAAUCAUUUAUCGAGUCUUAUCCCCACCCGAAUUAUAUACAAGAUCCCGCCCCCAAAUCAAAAAUUCCCAAGCCACGAUUCGCUAGACGCAGUUCGAAAUCGCUUGAACUUCCCGAUAAUUCGUUUGUACGUCGUGUCUCCUCCCCCUUUUGCCACGCCCAGAAUAGUUUCAUGUCCCCCACCAAAUCUAGUCAGAUUAAAAGCAAUAUGGCGGAUAUAAAAAGUGCGAAUUUUUUGAUUCCACCAAUGAGGAGAGGUCGUUCAACGAGUCCGAAACCAACUUCAGGCAAGAAAUGGUUCGAAACGUCGAGGAAAAUUCCAUAUAUUGAUCAAAGUAGGUCAGAUAUGAGUAGUUCGACGACUCUUGUUAAUGCAUCGAGAAAUCCCGAAUUAGUGAGAUUGGAAGGGAUUGAAAGGGAUUUGUCCAAGAGUGAAUUAAGUAUCAAAAUAUCGGAUGAUGUUUUGAGUUUGAUUACGAACGCACAAGUCUCUAAUUCGUCCGUCGAUACGACCAUUUGUAUGGCUGUGAAUAAAUUGAGGGAGCCGGAUUGGAGGUUGGCCCUUCGCGGUCUCGCCGACAUUGUGGAAAUCUGUCGUGUGAUCGACAUUGACCUCAUCUACGACUACAUGCCAAGCAUCCAUCAACGUCUCAUCGAAUUAUUAAAAAGUCCACGUUCGCACGUAUGUCGUACAGCAUGUCAAGCAGCUGGUCAUUUAUUCGAAUACGUCAAAGACACACGUCGUCCCGAAUUCGACGAUAUCGUCGACAUACUCCUCCACAAAACGGCCGAUUCGAAUCGUUUCAUUCGACAUGAUGCCAAUUUGGCACUCGAUUGUAUGGUAACACAUAUAUCGACAUUCAAUGCAGUGCGAGCAUUGUGCCAAAAAGGGCCAUUUCAUAAAAAUCCAUUGGUGAGGUGUGCCACAGUGAGGCUUCUGGUGUGUGCAAUUGUGAUUGCGGGACCAGAUUUUGUGCUAAAUCCCAAUAAUAAUGAGUAUACGAGAAAAAGGGUGAUUUUGAAUAUGGCGAGGUUUUUGGAGGAUAAGAAUUUGGAUACAAGGAAAUUAGCAGAGAGAUUGUAUAAAGUGUUGUCGAAAGAUACGAGAUUUGAAGUUUAUUUGAAGAAAUAUCUAGAAAAGGAACAAAUUACCAAGAUUAAAAAGACUUUAAGGAUUAUACACAAGAAAUGAGUUUUUAUUAUUAUGUAAGGUACAGGGUGUUUUAAUAAAGCUCUAUUGAGUC
Messenger RNA from Tribolium madens (black flour beetle), 1822 nucleotides. RefSeq lists its product as uncharacterized. Gene Ontology annotation, biological process: N-acetylglucosamine metabolic process; mitotic spindle assembly; sulfur compound metabolic process. NCBI's taxonomy places the organism in Eukaryota, Metazoa, Arthropoda, Insecta, Coleoptera, Tenebrionidae. Gene Ontology annotation, molecular function: N-acetylglucosamine 6-O-sulfotransferase activity; microtubule binding. Gene Ontology annotation, cellular component: microtubule organizing center; spindle microtubule; mitotic spindle. The coding region runs from base 79 to 1770 and encodes 563 amino acids. The record is from RefSeq and is a predicted model, not a curated record. The transcript has 4 exons.